Molecule: messenger RNA, 584 nt
Organism: Eruca vesicaria subsp. sativa (arugula)
Lineage: Eukaryota; Viridiplantae; Streptophyta; Magnoliopsida; Brassicales; Brassicaceae
Source: the annotation of a GenBank genome assembly
AUGGCAGGAGAUGUCGUCGUGGGGGCGCAAACGAAUACGAACAGGAAGACGACAAUACAUGAAACAGACACGGACACAACAAUGUUGUCGAAGAUGAUGAACGACCACCACGAGUACAACAAACACGACAUAACCUACAAAGUCAACCACAUUGAUCUAAUCACUAGACCCGAUCAUAAUUACGCCAUGCAUGACGUCAUUUCCAGGACAGCAACGAUAGAGACACGUGACAAUGCGCCAAUCAUGGUACAGAAUGUAAGACGGAGCUUGAUGGAGAGCGUGAACCAGGUUUGUGAUGAUGACGUGGCAUCUGGUCAACGACGAGAGUGUCAUAAAUCUGUUGAUUGUUACGGCGGGGGAAGUGGACGCCGACACAUCCGACGUGGCAGUACCAACUCGCUUCCGCUAGACGCGUGUCGAAGGAGACUAGUGUUUUGAUGUGAUCGAUCUCUUUAGGUUCUUUGUACGUCACAGUCACGACAGUUUUCACCUACAACACGUUUUGGUAGCUCUUAUUAUAUACAGUAAUGUUUUUUUAUUUUAUUUUAUAAUGUUUUUGAAUUCAUAAUCUACUAAUAAUUAAG